AUGAACUAUAAAUUAGCCUUUAGAAGUCGUUCGAAUGACUGAUGAUCAAUCAGCGAGUUUAUUCAAGUAUUGGCUGUAGAAAAAGUGAUUGUCUUUAUGGCUGGAUGUUUUUAAAUUUGAUGCCUUUCUUACUAGUUAAAAAUAUUUAUUGUACGAUUCAACUUGGUGUUGUAAUCGCUGUUUCAUUAUGAUGUCAUUUCAAUGUACUUAGAGUCUCAACUUUCAAUAUUAACCACGAGGAAAGAUUCACUUGAACAAAAAUUACUGCGGAAAAAAGCUGAGCAAGCAACCGAUUCAGCUCUUGCGGGAAAUGAAGAGGGAAAAAAAUCCCCGCUGUAAUGAAAAUCCUGCUGCUAAGGCAAAUUUUUUCUCAUCACACGUUUCACAAAGUUGGCUUGGCAAAACGUUGAGGAAGGGAAGCAAAACACCUUUAACAGAAUCUGACAUAUGUGAAGUUCUUGAAAGAGAUUCGACGACGUACCUUUCAGAAAAAUUAGAAAAAGCUUGGCAGCAUGAGGUUAAAGUGUCGAAAAAACCAAGUCUCUUAAUUCCAUUGAUGAAAGUCGCUGGAUACAAGUAUUUCUCUUCUCUGGUGUUUGCUAUUUUAGAGAUGUCAAUGCGUGUAAUCGUAUCCAUUUAUAUUGGAAAGAUUGUGGCAUCAUUCAAUACUGUUGAUGGUGUUGAUAAAGAGAGUGGUUAUUUAUUUGCUGCUGUUAUCACCAUUUGUACCUUUGUUGAGGCUAUUGUUCACCAUCCAUUGUUUCUAGAAUCAUUGAGAACGGGAAUGGAUAUAAGAAUAGCGUUAUCAGCUGUUAUCUACAACAAGGCAUUGCGCAUGAGCCAGGCCUCCUUGGGUUUCACUGACACUGGACAAAUAGUCAACCUUGUCACAAAUGAUGUUCAAAAAACAGAAGAGGCUUUGCUCUUUGGCCUUCUUGUUAUUCCCGCUCCAGUGGUACUCCUUAUUGCAUCUUAUUUAUGCUGGACGGAGAUUGGGUUUUCAUUUCUUCCUGGGAUGGCACUUCUUUUUAUUUUACCGGCGUUUCAAUCUUGGCUUGGAAAGUACUUUGCUUCUCUGCGAGCAAAAACAGCCAUACUUCGUGAUGAGCGAAUAAAAAUAAUGAAUGAAGUUAUUUGUGGCAUGCGUGUCAUUAAAAUGUAUGCUUGGGAAUAUCCAUUUUCUAAACUUGUCUGCAAUGUCAGAAGAAAGGAAAUCAAAAAAGUGGCCAACACAUUACGUUUGAACGCUCUAAACGCAAUGCUUUAUCUUUCGACGAUUCCAUUGGUGUCUACUGCAAUGUUUAUACCAUACGUGUUAAAUGGACAUACUCUCACAAAUGAGAAAAAUUGCGGUAUGCAGAAAUUCUUACUUUUGGAUGAAGGAAAAACUCUCUCUGCCAAUAGAGCCAGAGAUGAAACACAUGGUGUUACAUUUGAUAAUGUCUGUUCUUCUUGGAACAAGGAAAGCAAUGAGAAUGUUUUAUCAAAUGUUACUUUCAAAGUAUCACCUGGAGAACUUUUGAUGAUUGUUGGUCCAGUUGGAUGUGGAAAGUCAUCGCUGCUAAUGACGUUACUACGUGAACUUCCAGUAACCAAUGGUGUCAUUUGUAUCAAUGGCCGUGUUGCAUAUGUAUCACAACAACCUUGGGUUUUCUCAGGAACUCUUCGAGAAAAUAUUCUGUUUGGAAGAAAUUUUGAUAAAAACAGAUAUUUUGAAGUCAUUCAUGGUUGUGCUCUUGAAAAGGAUAUUGAAGCUCUUUCUGAUGGUGAUGACACUUUAGUUGGAGAGCGUGGUGUAUCAUUAAGUGGUGGACAGAGAGCAAGAGUGAAUUUAGCGAGAGCCAUUUAUAUGGAUGCAGAUGUUUACCUAAUGGACGAUCCUCUUAGUGCUGUUGACGCACAUGUUUCUAGACAUAUCUUUAGCAAUUGUAUUCGUGGUAUUUUGAAGACAAAACUAUGUGUUCUUGUCACUCAUCAAUUGCAAUUUCUUGCUGACGCAGAUCGAAUUCUCUGUUUGAAUGAGGGAAAUGUUGUCGGUUAUGGAAAUAUAAAACAACUUAAAAAAGAAGGUGUUGAUAUUUUAUCAAUGAUUCGUGUUGAUGAAAACCAAGAUGAAGAACAUUCAUUUGCUAAUGCUUCAAAUCAUUACGAACAGCAAAUCACGUUUAGACCAAAACCAAAACGUCAAAUUUUACAAUCACCGCAAAGAGUGAGAAAGAAACAUACUUCACUUAGUGAACAUGAACUCAGUGAAAAAUUAUUAUCUGACUCUGAUGUUGUGCUUCGUGCUCAUUCUGCGCAUGAUCUAAGUCUUGCCGUUGUUAGUUCUGGUCAUAAUCACCGUUUGAACGCUUCGACAAGUUUUUAUGAACUUGAGUGUGGUGAGAAAGAUCAAUUAUUCAGUCAGGAAGAUGAUGGUGAUAUUUCAGAUGGUCGCAUAACUGGUCGUGUCACCUUUCAAAUUUAUAAAGAAUACUUUCUUGCUGGGGCAAAACCUUUGUUUUUAUGUUUCUCGUUCGUCGUGUUUCUAUUGGGUCAGUGUUCUUUGAUGAUAUCUGAAUGGUGGCUUGCUCAAUGGUCCAAUUGGGAAGAAAGUCAAGUUGAAAAAAAUAUUUCCAGAGCAAUAAUCGAGGAAAAGCGAGAAGAGAAUCUUAUGAUUUACAUUGGUUCUGUUCUUGUUGUUGUUUUGUUUGCAUUUACACGAGCUGUUUUAUGGCUUCAGAUUUUAAUCAGUGCAUCAAGACAUUUACAUGACAGAAUGUUUAACACCGUGCUCAGAGCUCCUAUCUAUUUCUUCGACACAAAUCCUGUCGGUCCAGUUCUCAACCGCUUUUCCAAAGAUAUUGGCUUAACAGAUGAUAUGUUGCCCUUGACAUUUUUUGAUUCUUCUUCGCUUGGAUUAUUUGCUUUGGCAGUUCUUGUGAUGAGCGUCAUUUCUCUACCUUAUAUCGCAGUAUUUGUUUUACCAAUUAUUGGUAUCUUUGUUUGGUUAAGACAAUAUUAUCUUAAAUCAUCGAGGGAAAUAAAAAGAAUGGAAGCUUUGAGACGAAGCCCUUUAUACUCGCAUAUUUCUGCGACACUUCAAGGAUUGGCUAUAAUUCGCGCGUCCGAAGAGCAAAAUCAAUUUACUGAUAUGUACAAUUCCUAUCAAGAUUCCGACACAGCGGCUAAUUUUUUCUGCAUUGCUGCAAAUCGAUGGUUGGGUUAUAGACUUGACAUGAUCUGUGCCACUUUAAUGACCAUUGUAUGUUUUACACCUUUAUUGGUCAAUGAAUUCGGUUUUGAAGUAAAUCCGGUUCUAGUUGGUUUAUCUCUUGUUUAUACAAAACGCCUGACAGGAAUGUUUCAGUACUGCGUAAGGCAAACUGCUGAGGUCGAAAAUCAGAUGGUGUCUGUAGAACGAAUUCUUCAGUAUACACAAAUCGAAUCUGAAGCAGAAUUGGAACAACGAGAUGUUCUACCAAGAGAAAGCUGGCCUGAGUCUGGAGAAAUUGUUGGUGAAGAUGUUACAUUUCGUUAUCAUUCAUCUUUGCCACUUGUUUUAAAAGGGAUAAACUUUCAUAUCAAAGCAAAAGAAAAGAUUGGUAUAGUUGGUCGAACUGGUGCUGGAAAGUCAUCGUUAAUAUGUGCAUUGUUUCGUUUAGCGGAGCCUGGUGGUUGUAUUUCUAUUGAUGGUAUAGCUAUUGAUAAAAUGGGAUUACAUAAUCUCAGAGAAAAACUGUCAAUUAUACCUCAGGAUCCUGUGAUUUUUGUUGGGUCGAUUCGCUAUAAUUUAGAUCCAUUCUCAAAUCAUGAAGAUGUCGUCUUAUGGAAUGCCCUUGAAGAGGUACAACUGAAAGAAUUCGUCAAUAAUUUUCCAAGCAAAUUAGAAUUUCGUAUCAGUGAAUCAGGGAAUAAUUUAAGUGUUGGACAGCGUCAACUGAUCUGCCUGGCUAGAGCUAUCAUCAAACAUAACAAAAUACUUAUCAUUGAUGAAGCAACUGCGAAUGUUGAUCACAAAACAGAUAAUCUUAUACAGCAAACUAUUCGUGAAAAAUUUCGAGAUUGCACAGUUCUUACUAUAGCUCAUCGGUUGAAUACUAUAAUGGAUACUGAUAGGAUAAUGGUUUUAGAUGCUGGAGAAAUAAUUGAAUUUGAUGAACCACUUGAACUUUUAAAUCAACCUCAAUCUUUGCUCAGUUUGAUGGUAAAACAGACUGGAAAAGAAUCAUCAUUACAGUUACAUAGACUGGCUAAAGCUGCCUACGAAAAGAGACAAGCUCGCGAUUAGAUUUGGUGAAUAAAACGUGCUGAUUUCAUGGAAUGUUCCCUGAUUCUGAACUGUAAUCCAUAAAAUCUUUUCAGAACACACGGCAAUAUGAAAUUUCUAAACAAUUUAUUUGUAGUAAUUAGUCAUUAUUUAAAAUCAAUUUGUACAAUCAAUAUUAUAAGAUUAAUUUCUUGAUAUUUAAUGCAUUACCAAAAACUCUGUUUCUUUUA
Messenger RNA from Xenia sp. Carnegie-2017, 4479 nucleotides. RefSeq names its product ATP-binding cassette sub-family C member 4-like. Bases 311 to 4270 code for a protein of 1319 amino acids. Gene Ontology annotation, molecular function: ATP hydrolysis activity; ABC-type transporter activity; ATP binding. Gene Ontology annotation, cellular component: membrane. NCBI's taxonomy places the organism in Eukaryota, Metazoa, Cnidaria, Anthozoa, Malacalcyonacea, Xeniidae. The transcript has 30 exons. The record is from RefSeq and is a predicted model, not a curated record. Gene Ontology annotation, biological process: transmembrane transport.